Condylostylus longicornis is the source of this 5751-nucleotide messenger RNA. RefSeq names its product phospholipid-transporting ATPase ABCA3-like. NCBI's taxonomy places the organism in Eukaryota, Metazoa, Arthropoda, Insecta, Diptera, Dolichopodidae. The transcript has 16 exons. The record is from RefSeq and is a predicted model, not a curated record. Gene Ontology annotation, cellular component: intracellular membrane-bounded organelle; membrane. Gene Ontology annotation, biological process: transmembrane transport; lipid transport. Gene Ontology annotation, molecular function: lipid carrier activity; ABC-type transporter activity; ATP binding. The coding region runs from base 138 to 5423 and encodes 1761 amino acids.
AAAUAUUACAUUAUCUAUAUAUAUAUAUACAUAUAUAUAUAUAAAUAGAUGUGUAUAUUAACGUAUACAUUUUAAUUAAUAUAAGGAUUCAAACUAAAACAAGAAUUUACCCGUUCCAAAGUUUUUAAAACUUAAAAAUGAAGACUAGUAAUUGGAAUAAAUUUUCUUUAUUGAUGUGGAAAAAUUGGAAACUCCAAUGGAAUCAUAAGAUUCAAUUGCUAUUGGAAAUAGUUUUACCAUCAAUAUUUUGCCUUUUAUUAGUUCUAGUAAGAACUUUAGUAGAUCCACAAGGAGUUACCAAUUCAACAGUAUUUGGUGAAGUACCGAUCGUCCUAGAUUUAGAGAAACAUUCAUCAACUACAGCUUUUCCAAUAAAACGAUAUGAAUUAGUUUAUUCACCAGAGAGUCCUUGUUUAGAAAUUAUAGUACAAAAUGCAGCUACAUGGUUAACUAAUCAUAAUGAAGGGAAACGUAAUAUAACAAUACAUGCAGUAAAAAAUGGAAUUCAAUUAGAAAAUUAUAUGCAAGCAAAUCAUAGUAUAGCUGGUUUAUUAUUUGAGAGUGUAGAAUCUGGUGCAGAACAAUGUCCUUCUAUAUUGAAAUAUUCUAUGCGUUUUCCUAGUGAAUUAAGACAAAGUUCCUUAGAAUGGAUAAGAGAUUGGCGAACAAAUGCAUUGUUUCCUGAAUACGAUUAUGGUGGACCAAGAUAUGGUUAUUCCGAUUAUGAUUAUAAUCCAUCUUACACAAAAGAAGGAUUUUUACCUAUUCAACAUGCGAUCGGAUUAUCAUAUAUAAAUUAUACUGCAGAAAAUUAUAGUGCAAUUAAUACAGCUGACAAUACUGUAGUCGAUAGUAAUAAUUUUACGAUACCAGAAAUUUUUGUAAGAAGAGUACCAUAUCCGCCAUAUAUUGAUGAUCCAUUAUUGAAGGGGUUAGAAUCAUUUGUAUCACUCAUAAUAUUAUUAAGUUUCGUUUAUCCAUGCUCACAGACUGUAAAGUACGUUACAAUCGAAAAAGAAAAACAAUUGAAGGAAGUAAUGAAAAUUAUGGGCUUACCCAAUUGGUUACAUUGGACAGCUUGGUUUAUAAAAAGCUAUUUACUUAUUGUUUCGGCUAUAUGUUUAAUUGUGGUUUUACUUAAGUACAAUUGGAAGUUUAAUAUAACUGGAUUAGAGCAUGCAGCUAAUGUUGCAGUAUUUACUCACACUAGUUGGAGUGCUUUAUUGUUUUUUAUGUGCAUCUAUGGAAUUGCAGCAGUAACAUUUUGCUUUAUGUUUGCAACAUUUUUUUCAAAAGCGAAUACAGCUACUGCCGUAUUGGGAAUUGCCUGGUUCACUUUGUAUUUACCAUAUAAAUUUACAGAGAAAAGUUAUGAAAAUUUAUCACUAACACAUAAGCUUACAACUAGUAUAUUCUGCAAUUCAGCUAUGGCAUAUGGUUUUAAAAUAAUUUUGCGAUUUGAAGGUACUGGAGAAGGUCUAAAAUGGAAUAAUAUCUUUCGCCCAGUUAACGUUGAUGACAAUUUAUCAAUAGGUUUAGUAAUUGGAAUGAUGUUAAUUAGCUCUAUUUUGCAUAUGCUAGUUACAUUAUAUAUUGAGCAAAUAUUUCCGGGCGCGUAUGGUGUACCAAAAAAGUGGUAUUUUAUAUUUACAAGACAAUUUUGGUUUGGCAAUCAGUACAAAGGUGUGGAAGAUAUGUCAUCAACUGAUUAUCAAAAACGCUUUGACCCAAAAGCUUUUGAAGUGGAACCAACAAAUAAGAAAGUAGGGUUAGGAAUUAAAAACUUACGUAAAACAUUCGACGACAAAGUUGCUGUUUCUGGAUUAACUAUGAAUUUAUAUGAAGAUGAAAUAACUGUAUUAUUGGGACAUAACGGGGCUGGUAAAACUACAACGAUUUCUAUGCUAACGGGUAUGAUACCACCAACAAGUGGGACAGCUAUUUUGAAUGGUUUUGAUAUAAGAACAAAUUUAAUGAACGCAAGAAUGUCAUUAGGUUUAUGUCCGCAGCAUAACAUACUUUUCGAUGAACUAACUGUACGUGAGCAUAUUAUAUUUUUCAGUAGAUUAAAAGGGUUAAAACAAGAGUUAGUAGAAGAAGAAGUCAAAAAGUAUGUGAAAAUCUUAGAAUUGGAGCAAAAAAUUGAUACACAAUCCCAACAUUUAUCUGGUGGUAUGAAACGUAAAUUAUCCAUUGGAGCAGCAUUGUGUGGUGGAUCAAAAGUAGUUUUAUGUGAUGAGCCAACUUCUGGUAUGGAUCCAUCGGCAAGGCGUGCUCUCUGGAACCUAUUGCAAUCUGAAAAAAAGAAUAGAACUAUUUUAUUAUCAACUCAUUUUAUGGAUGAAGCUGACGUACUUGGUGAUAGGAUAGCCAUUAUGUGUAGUGGUGAUUUAAAAGCUAAUGGUAGUCCCUUUUACUUGAAAAAAAAAUAUGGUGCUGGAUAUCAUUUGAUUUGUGUAAAAAAAGAAGACUGUCGUCCAUUACAAAUAACAAACCUUUUAAGGAAAUAUGUUCCAGAUAUUGCUGUUGAAAGCGAUAUUGGAUCUGAGCUAUCAUACAAACUCCCCGAAAAAUAUUUAAGUAUAUUUGAAAAAAUGCUUUUCGAACUUGAAGAAAACUCUGACAACUUAAAUUUAUCUGGCUAUGGAAUAUCGAACACAACUUUAGAGGAAGUUUUUAUGCUCGUUGGUGCUGAUAAGAGCGAUGUAAAUCAAAAUGGAUUAUCAAACAAUCAUAAUGGUAACAUUAAUCUGGAUGAUAUGGAAUCUCUAACGAUUGAAAAUGAUUUUACUGCAAACGAAAUAAUUCUUUUAAGCGGUUAUCGUUUAUGGAUAAGUCAAUGGAGAGCAAUGCUAUUAAAAAAGUUUCUAUAUACCUUUAGAAAUUAUUUAUUAUUGAUGAUACAAAAUUCUGUAGCGAUUUUCUUUGUGGUCAUUACAGUUUUAAUAUUUAGAACAAAAGAUCGAUUUAGAACAUUGCAACCAUUACCUUUAACAAUAGAUCGAUAUUCGGAAACGGUAACAGUAAUGGAAUUACAAAAACAAAAUUCAACAUUUUUAGAAAAAGUUGGUUUCGAAUAUGCAGAAUAUAGUAGUAGUUUUGGUGGUGAACAUGGUUUUGAACGUAUAGAAAAGGAUUAUUUUGAUUUUAUAUUGAAUUUAGCUAAAGUUGCUCUUGUACGAGUUAAUUCACAAUAUUUAAUUGGGGCGACAAUAAGCAGUGAUAAAAUUGUUGCAUGGUUUAAUGCACAACUUCUUCAUAUUGUACCUUUAUCAUUAAAUACAGUUCAUAAUGCUCUAUUAAGGGCAGUGUCAAAUUCUUCAAAUUUAAUUGAAGUUACAAAUUAUCCUUUACCAUAUUCAACUGAAACAAAAUUAGAUGCACUUGAUACAGGAGGCUAUUUAGGAUUUAAUCUUGCAUUAAAUUUAAGUUUUAGUAUGGGUGUUAUUAGUACAUUUUACGUCUUAUUUGUUAUUAAAGAAAGAGAAACUCGUGCAAAAUUAUUACAGUUUGUUAGUGGUGUACGUGUUUCAAUAUUUUGGUUUUCACAAUUUUUGGCUGAUUUCGUUAGCUAUUUAAUUACUGCUAUAAUAACAUUAGUAACAUUGGCAUGUUUCCAAGAAGAUGGAAUGUCUACAUUUGCUGAAUUAGGUCGAACGUUCUUAGUUUUAAUAAUAUUUGGCAUAGUUGUUUUACCAUUUACGUACUUAUUAUCAUUCCUAUUCACAGUUCCUGCAACUGGUUUUUCUAGAGUUUCUGUUAUAAAUAUAUUUACUGGAAUGGCACUAUUUGUAGUUGUUUUUACAAUUGGAUUACCGGUUUUUGAUUUAGAAGAGACUGCGAAAAAUUUAAAUUAUGUAUUUUUAUUAUUACCGCAUUAUUCGUUAGCAAAAUCAUUGGAUAGCAUUAAUAAAAUUGGUUCAACUGAAGCAACUUGUAUGAAAAUUUGUAAUUAUGUAAAUGUUCCAAGUCAAUUUUGUAAAAUGGAGCUUCUAUGCGCAUACAAUGAAAAAUGUUGUGUUUCCGGUUAUUGGACAUGGAAGGAGCCAGGUAUUGCAGCAAAUAUUGUCCUUGGUAUUGUUAGUUUCUUUGGAUGUUUUACAAUGCUUUUAAUAAAAGAGUAUGGAUUCCUUGAUGAGACUUGCUAUCAAAUAAAACUUGUUGCUAUGAAAAUUUAUAAUUUCUAUAUGGAAAAAAUCAAAAGGAGAGCUCCAAUGAGAUCUGAAGGGGAUUAUGCAAACCUUGACGAAGAUGUCAUUAAUGAAAAAUUAAGAAUUUCUCAAAUGUCAAAAGAUGAUAUUCAAAAUACAAAUAUUGUAUUGGAUAAAGUUACGAAAUAUUAUUGGAAUUUUAGAGCUGUAAAUGAAAUUUCGGUUGGCAUUAAAAGUUCAGAAUGUUUCGGUCUGCUUGGUGUUAAUGGUGCUGGAAAAACCACUACAUUUAAAAUGAUGACUGGUGAUGAACGUAUUACAUUCGGCCAGGCUUAUGUAAAAGGCUAUUCGUUAAGAAACGACAUUAAUACAGUAUAUCGCCAUAUUGGUUAUUGUCCACAAUUUGAUGCUUUAUUAGAAGAAUUGACUGGUAGAGAAACAUUAAGAAUUUUUUCAUUAUUACGUGGUAUACCAGAAAAAAGAAUUAAUAAAAUAUCAGAGGAAUUAGCGAAAGGUUUUGGUUUUACAAAACAUCUUGAUAAACAAAUUAAAAAUUAUAGUGGUGGUAAUAAAAGAAAAUUAAGUACAUCGAUUGCAUUACUUGGUGGUCCAUCAGUUAUUUAUUUAGAUGAACCAACAACUGGUAUGGAUCCAGGCGCAAGACGGCAAUUAUGGAAUAAAGUAUGUCAAAUUAGAGAUACAGGGAAAACUAUUGUUUUAACAUCACAUAGCAUGGAAGAGUGUGAGGCGUUAUGUACACGUUUAGCUAUUAUGGUUAAUGGUGAAUUCAAAUGUAUUGGUUCGACACAACAUUUAAAAAAUAAAUUUUCAAAAGGAUUAGUAUUAAAAAUAAAAAUGAAAAAAAAUCUGGAGCACUCUCCGGCAAGAAAUAGAGGUGACAUUCAGCUUGAAGUUUAUCUCACAAACAAUAAAACGAAUAUUAGAACUAGAAGAUCUCCUCAAACAGAACUAAUUCAAAUGGAAGAAAUUGUGGAACACAGUGAAAUUGAAGAAAUAAAAAAUUUUGUUAAAAAUCAAUUUAGUGAAUCAAUUUUAAAGGAGCAGUAUCAAGGAAUUUUGACAUUUUAUAUUCCAUUAUCAAGUAUUCGAUGGUCAAAAAUAUUUGGUCUGAUGGAAUCACAUAAAGAAGAAUUAAAAAUUGAAGAUUAUUCUAUAAGUCAGACGACAUUGGAAGAAAUUUUCUUAGAAUUUGCCAAAGCACAAAAAGAUGACGCAAAGUUAAAAAAGAAGAAGAAGAAAAAUACAGAGUAAAAGUUUAUUGUGAUUUAAAGAAAAAACAUUGUAUAGAUUACCUAACAAGGUUUAAUACAAGAGAUUGUUUUUAAGGUUUAAUAUAAGAGAAUGUCUUUAAUGAAAUUUUUAUAAAAAAAAAGUAGUUGAUAUUAUUUAUUUUGUUUGACUAUUAGUAAUUUUUAAUUUAAUCUUAAGUUGAAAAAUAUAACAUAAUUUUUUAUUAGUGCAAUAACAUUAGGACAGACUCUUAAAUUGUAUCGAAAAAUUGAUUUUUUUUAAUUAAAUUAAUUUCAUUUAAUCCAAUCUUUAACUCUGUGAAAAUAUAUAGCUUUUCUGGCAAAAAUGU